Caenorhabditis bovis is the source of this 585-nucleotide messenger RNA. NCBI's taxonomy places the organism in Eukaryota, Metazoa, Nematoda, Chromadorea, Rhabditida, Rhabditidae. The record is from the annotation of a GenBank genome assembly.
AUGACCAAUUCAAAACCCUAUGAUGAUUCAACGCAUAGCGACGAUUUGAAAAAGAGAACUCAUGCAAUGUCCUAUCGGGAGAAUGAAAUCAUCACGAAAAUCCUCAUUGAUCACUACGACGACUACUAUCAAGGAACGACAUUCAAGCAGCAAAAAGACACCAAUAGCCUAGAUCGAAAACAAGUGCUGACAAUGAUGCUAAAAGAGCUCACCGCUAGCGGGUUUCAGCCAAAACCGCUGAAAUCCAUCGAAAAUCGGAUAAAAGAUAAUUUGAAAAUCGCUCGGCGUCUAAUGCGCGAAUAUGCGAAAACGAAAAAGAAUACUGAUAAUCCGCACCUUCUCUACGAUAUGGGAAUGAAUGCGCCGCGGCACAUUCAAAAUCUCAUCGCGUUGCUUCGCGAAAAAUCGAAAAUUUCGGGAUCCAUCGAGGACGGCGACGGAAUGAGCGACACCGUUGAUAUGGAUUCCGCCUCCAUGAUUCGAAACUUAUUCUCAUUUGACGAGUCUGUGAAGACGGAGCCGAUGGACAUGUUCAUGGGAACAUCGUCCUCAACCCCGCCAAUAGUGGACCAGCCAAAAAUGUAG